This is a messenger RNA of Cephus cinctus (wheat stem sawfly), 1504 nucleotides long. RefSeq lists its product as uncharacterized. Gene Ontology annotation, molecular function: DNA binding. The transcript has 5 exons. The coding region runs from base 140 to 1270 and encodes 376 amino acids. The record is from RefSeq and is a predicted model, not a curated record. Gene Ontology annotation, biological process: transcription elongation by RNA polymerase I; RNA polymerase I preinitiation complex assembly; nucleolar large rRNA transcription by RNA polymerase I. Lineage: Eukaryota; Metazoa; Arthropoda; Insecta; Hymenoptera; Cephidae. Gene Ontology annotation, cellular component: RNA polymerase I complex.
AGUCGAUUUAUAGUCGACUCCAGUUGACUCUUAUGUCACUUCAUGGUGGUGAUAGUUUUAACGGCGCACGUGGACUGAUGCGACAAGGUGCAUGUGAAUUAUACACUUUUCUUUUACAAUUAAAUAAUUAUAAUAAAAUAUGAAACGGCCAAAUGAAGCUGUUAUUGACGAUGUGCGGAUUCAACCAAGUAAAAUUCAACCGAUUAUUGUAAAUUUUCAAAAUGGGGAACUUAAGGAUGCAGAAGCAAAAAAGAUGGAGUGUGAUAUUUUUUAUGAUGAAAGCCAAAAGAACAGAAUGCUUGCUUUAUCAAAUGGUCGGAUUGUGUACAGUGGUUAUAGACCUGAUCUUAAUAAAGAACCAAUGUACACGAUGCUUGCAAUACAUAACAAAAGAACUGGAAAGGUUCGGUUGAUUCAAGCAGAACGUUGGCAAGUUUCGCCUAUUCUAGAUAGUAAAAAUAACACCGAGGACAUCUCACGUGGUGAUGAAGUUGCCUUGCUUAAUAAGCAGUUUGGAUCUAAAAGAAUGAAACGUAGAACGGAGCAAUACGAAAGAAUGAAAGUAAAUGUUGAAUCUGUAAAAGAACAGCUUGAGAAGACUGUAUCAAAUGUGGAAAUUGAUAAAGCAGAUCUCACAUUGCCAUCUGUAAAUGAUGAAUCGAUAGGGAAUACAAAUGUACCAACAUGCAACAGGAAUGCCAGCACAGAAUCAGAAAUAUACAAUCCAUAUGAAAUUGUUCCUGAAAGCAAAUUAGAAACUUUAUAUGAGGCGGCUACUGAUGUAUUAGAAAGCAAUGUAAAAGGGAGAUCCAAGUUCUUUACGGAAACGUUGAACUAUCUAAAGAAGCAAUCGGAGAGUAUUGUAAAAGUUGCCUUUUUAUUAUAUAUUGAUUGUGUUGCGACUUGGCUGAAUAUGCCAAUAAAAGAUGCGAAAAAACGUGGUGUGGAAAUAUGUCCGUAUUCGAGGCUAAUAAAUGAUCAUAUAAUAGAGUCUUACAGUAUGUCAAGCGCCCAUGGCAGGCAACGACCAACCAGUAUGAGGGAUAAAGCCAUACUACACUGUAUGGUUUUAGGUCUAUCGAUAUUGAACUUUAGCUUGAAUAUUGAAGUAUUCAGCAGUAUAGUAAACAUUCGGAUAAGUAGCAAAAGACUGACAGAUCUUGCGAGGGUGCUUGGUGCAGUACCUUUGAAAAGUGAUAAAAGUGUAGUUGUCUUAAAGCUUCCCUUACCCGCAAAAUUAGUUACAUUCAAAAAAGGCAGGAAAAAGUAAAUUAUAUAAGCGAAUCAUGUUUCAAUAGAAAUAAAAUUUCACCUAAAUAUGUACAUUUAUAUUUGUAUUUUAUAAUUUAUUUGUUGAUAACUCGACAAAUACAUCAUCUAACACAGGUACAAGUUCUACAAAUUACUUUACAAUAAUUAUAUUACUGUUUAACAUAACAUAUUCACCUAAUAUGUCAAAAAUAAAUAAACGAUAAGCAUGUUGUUUUGCAAAAUUUCAAAUCAA